AUGAAUUGGCUUAAAGACGGUUAUUGUGAUCAGCCGUGCAAUAAGUCUCAAUGUCUAUGGGAUGGCGGCGAUUGUCACCCAAACAAGACUGACCGAAGUUAUCUCUCACGAGAAGGUCCGGUGGCCUAUACUGACAGUUCAUUGCAUAUCAAAUACUCGUCGGCCUAUUGUAGUGCCAAUUGUGUGGACAGUUGGCUGAGCGACCGUUUCUGCGAUCAGGUGUGCAAUAAUAUCAACUGUGCCUUUGAUUUGGGCGACUGCGGGACCGAUAACUUUGAUUCACUCCAACGCCUGGACUUUAAGCUAAACAAAGACAUCUAUCUCUUUGACUCCAACACAACCGCUAUUUAUUUUAAUUUAACGCAUUUCGUCGCUUCAAACGCCAAAAAUAGAGCAAACUUUCAGAUUAACGAAAUUAGUUAUGAAAAUAAUAGUUACAUCCGUUCGGCGGCACUCAAUAUGAAUCACAAAACUCUUAUAUUUCUGUUCGCCGCUAAUCAGGAGAAACAGAAUCUAAACAUAACUCUUAAAGGAUUGAAAAAUAACUCCGAGUUUGUCAUUAAAUUUCAAGCUCUUGUUAGCAAUGAUUUGAAAUCCAAUACCAGUUAUGCCGUAAUGGAUGACAAUAUUAAUGAAGAAUUGGUUCAUAAAGAGAACGGUUUAACAGAAUCUUAUUUAUUAUACGAAAACGAAACGAACAAAAGUGAAGAGAAGAAUGUGUCGACUAUUGUAUUCACAUUCAAGAAUCGAUACGAAGAAUAUCCAAAGAUAUUGCCUCUAAAUAACACACAAUUCAACACAACAUUUGAAUGCGAGUUCAAUGUGAGUGAAUUGCCCGAUGAAAUCAAACAACAAUUUUAUGAUUUAGACAUUAAAUAUAAAGAGGGAAUUCUCACACAAAAAGGAUUCAACAAUUUUCGACUCAAAUUAAUGCAUUUAUAUGUCAAACAAUUGUGUGACUUUAGGCAUACAAUUAAGACAUACGACAAGACAAUUAGCGCUUUUGAUUGGGAAAGACAGUCGAUAUUCGCGGACAUCGAGGGAUCAAUUGAGGCGAAAGAAGAGCGUAAACGACAUCAUAGAGUGAUUCGCAGGCAUUUAAUGGAUUCAUAUGCCGACUCUUUAAGACAUGUCAAUCACUUGUAUAAUAAAGUGUUUGGCAUUGAGAUGCGUAAAGUGCCGGCACAUAUGGCCCACUUCAUCGACGUUGAUAUCAUGUCUAGACUUCAGCACACAUUCGCCGAUCAUUACGAUAGGACUUCGUCGCAUCGGAUCCGUAGCUCCGAUGACAUGCAGUUCGCCUUUGCAUACAAUUACUAUCUGAUGAGUGAACUCAACUCAACUGUUAAUACAUCGCAACUCUUUGACGACUUCGAUGUGGACGGCUCCGGGAGUUGGUCUGUGAGUGAAGUCCGAACAUCAAUAGAGUUUUCAAAGUGUUCAGUACUCGAGUGCCAGAAUGUGACGAAUAAAUUAACACAAAUAUAUAAAAACCAAAAGCGAAACAAAUACGAGAUCGUAGGCGAAGAAGAGGUGAUCUUCAAAAUGAUAAGAACUAACGCAACAAUUGUUGGCCAAGAUUUGGAUCAACUGAGCAAACGGUUAAAGAAGUUUAUGUGUUUGAAUGAUAACAUCGAACACCGAAAGGCAGAUAGAGAUGUAAUACAAGUCAAACAAAUGUUGGUUGAGUUUUACGAAUCAAUAUUUCCGAUGCGAUCGCAAUUCGAGUUACCAUUCGGUCAAACGAAUCGAUUUGAAAGCAUUCAAGAAUACAGGCUUUGGAAAGACAAACAUAAAUCACAAUUCACUCAACAAAUGCUCAUUUGGAUUAUUUUUGCAAUUGUUAUAUUUCAAGUCACCCAACAGUUAUAUUCAAUUCGAAGGGUCUGUUAUCAUCACUUUCUUAAGCCUCAACUGUUGAAGAAGUGGAAAAUUNAGAUGAGAUUAGGAGUCGACGUUGAAUGUAAUGAGAAUUGUGUGGAGACGCCGAUUGUGCUCAUGAGUCCAGUGGUGUAUAAUCCGCACCAUUUCUUUGAUAACGUGACCAAAUUUGAAAUUCUCGAGAACUUCGGGACUUUUAUUUAUUUUCCAUCCCUUUCUAAAGGUAUACCACAACAGACACAUACAUACAGUACUAUCCGUACGGUUAAUAUUCCUAAUUGGCUUAACUUAGAGAAUCCUAGAGUUAGUGUCGUUACUCAUGAGGAAAUAUUCACUAAUAGAAGUCAUUUGCCGUCAUUUAGUUCGCCGGCAAUUGAAUCCCAUUUACACCAAAUCCCAGGUCUGUCCAAAAGGUUUCUAUAUCUAAACGAUGACAUACUAUUGGGUCGUCCCAUAUAUCCCGAAGAUUUUUACACAAAUAGCAGAGGGUAUAAAGUGUACCUCUCGUGGCCGGUGCCGAACUGCGCCGACGGGUGUCCUAUGAAUUGGCUUAAAGACGGUUAUUGUGAUCAGCCGUGCAAUAAGUCUCAAUGUCUAUGGGAUGGCGGCGAUUGUCACCCAAACAAGACUGACCGAAGUUACCCCUCACGAGAAGGUCCGGUGGCCUAUACUGACAGUUCAUUGCAUAUCAAAUACUCGUCGGCCUAUUGUAGUGCCAAUUGUGUGGACAGUUGGCUGAGCGACCGUUUCUGCGAUCAG
This is a messenger RNA of Medioppia subpectinata, 2640 nucleotides long. The record is from the annotation of a GenBank genome assembly. Lineage: Eukaryota; Metazoa; Arthropoda; Arachnida; Sarcoptiformes; Oppiidae.